CGGUCUAGGAUGGAGGGAUUUGCUGGAGUUCCGGGCUCCAUCGUCCUGCUCGCAGGCGGUCUCAUCAGCUUCUUCGCCAUUGGGAGAAUCGUGACGUAUGCGAGAUUGAGGGCGUUCAAGGGGCCCUUCUUGACCAACUUUACCAAUUGGCCUCACAGGAAGGCUUUGUUCCAGCAGAGGUGCCAGGAAUGGUACGGCGAGGUUUGUGAGAAAUAUGGCCCAAUAGCAAGAAUCGCUCCAAAUGUCCUGAUUACCUCUGACCCGGAUGUGUGGAUUCAUGUGAAUAACAAGCCCGGGUAUAAGCGUUCCGAGUGGUAUUAUACGGCCUGCCGCAUUGAGUAUCGACGAGACAAUGUCUUUACGCAGACUGACAACAAGAAGCAUGAGGCACGAAGAAAGCAAAUGGCCCCUGGGUACUCCGGAAGAGAAAACCCCGACCUUGAACAAAGCAUUAAUGAGCGCCUCCAAGAAUUCAUCAACUUGAUUAGGACAAAGUAUGUUUCCAACAGUGCCAAUGUUGUGCCGGUGGACAUGGCACGCAAAGUCCAAUUCUUCACCUUGGACGUCAUCAGCGGCGUUGGACUGGGCAAGACUUUCGGCAUGCUGCAAAGCGACAGCGACGUAGAGGGCUACCUACAGUCCAGUGAAGAAGGUCUUCAUAUUGCAAAUUUUGGUCUUGCAUUUGGCCUUAGUUGGAUCACGCAAGCGCCCUUCCUCGGCAAGUUCAUCGCCCCGUCACCACAGGACAGCAAGGGAUUCGGCAGGAUGAUGGCCACCUGUUUCCGCUAUGUCAACGAGCGCGUCGGAAAUCCGACAGACAAGCGAUCCGAUAUGCUGGCAUCCUUCAUCCGCCAUGGCAUCGAGGGCGACGAGUUGCGCUCAGAGGCUCUUGAACAGAUCGUUGCCGGCUCUGACACCACGGCAACCGGCAUCCGGUGCACCCUGCUUCACAUCAUCACCAACCCACGCGUAUACGCAAAGCUCCAACAGGAAAUCGACGAAGCCAUUCGAGACGGAAAAGCUCCCCAAGACGGCCUCAUCAGCCACAGCCAAGCAAAGCAACUUCCCUAUCUUCAGGCCACUAUCCGCGAGGCCAUGAGAGUCUGGCCGCCCGUUGCAAACGUCUUCUCGCGAGACAUUCCACCCGAGGGCGACACCGUCAAAGUCAACGGCGAGGAUGUCUUUUUGCCUGGAGGCGCCUGUAUCGGAUAUUCCGCGCUUGCAAUGCACCACAGCACCGAGAUUUACGGCAGCGACGCCAAGGCAUUCCGUCCAGAGCGCUGGUUCGAAGAAGACAAGGAUAAGCUUGCCCUCAUGCUUCGCACCAACGAGCUGAUUUUUGGUCACGGAAAAUUCCAGUGUCUCGGCAAAGCAGUUGCCCAGAUUGAAAUUGGCAAAAUAGUAUUCGAGAUAUUCCGCAACUUUGAUAUGGCUCUGAUCAACCCGACAAAGCCAUGGAUUGCUCUGAACUCGCUUGGAUUGUUUACCAUCUCGGACAUGUGGGUGCAGGUGAUGGAGAGGCAUGUGUAAGGGGCGCUUCAAGCUGGCGAUUUGCUCAAGGACGGAGAGCUUUUGGAUCUCACAUCUCAAGCCUGAAAGAUUGAUCAUGCAUUUUGUAUUCAGAUACUGCUAGCAGUAAUCAACUGUUCGUAAUAAUUCG
Messenger RNA from Trichoderma virens Gv29-8, 1660 nucleotides. RefSeq lists its product as uncharacterized. The coding region runs from base 10 to 1530 and encodes 506 amino acids. NCBI's taxonomy places the organism in Eukaryota, Fungi, Ascomycota, Sordariomycetes, Hypocreales, Hypocreaceae. Gene Ontology annotation, molecular function: oxidoreductase activity, acting on paired donors, with incorporation or reduction of molecular oxygen; iron ion binding; monooxygenase activity. The record is from RefSeq and is a predicted model, not a curated record. The transcript is spliced from 4 exons.